GAGGUAGCUCCGCUUUCACUCCCCUGAUUUAUCAUUCGCGCCUGCACCUCUCAAUCCCAUCCCUCAAAAAAUGGAAAUUUCUCUCCAGCUAUUCCUGAUCCUCAUAGCUUUCUCUUUGAGCUUACACUUAAAAAUCGGCCCUGUUUGGAGUCUAUGUCUUGAGGAUCAGCAUUCGUCACUGCUAAAACUUAAGCAAACACUCAUUUUCAACCAUGCUCUUUCAUCCAAGCUCGUUUCCUGGGGUAAUUCAUCAACCGAUUGCUGUUCUUGGGCUGGCGUCACAUGCAGCGGUGGUGGUCAUGUUAUUGAUCUUGACCUCAGCCAUGAGUCCAUUUCUGGUGGGAUUGACAGCUCAAGUAGUCUCUUCAAUCUUCAACAUCUUCAGGGCCUUAAUUUGGCUUGGAAUCUGUUUUCUGGGUCCAUUCCAUCAUCUUUUAGCACGUUAAAGAAUUUAACUGAUUUGGAUCUCUCUAAUAAUAUUUUGUCAGGUCAGAUAAGUUCCAUCCAUUGGGAAAAUCUUUCAUGUCUUGUGAAUCUUCGGUUGUCUAACAAUUCACUAGAGGGAAUUAUCCCUUUGUCUCUGUUUUCCCUUCCAUCAUUGAAGAAUUUAUAUCUCCAACGCAACCGGUUCUUUGGUCAAAUUGGUGACUUUCCUGUUGUAUCUUCUUCUCAGCUGGCAACACUUGAUUUGAGCAGUAACAGGUUAGAAGGUUCAAUACCCAGUUCUUUUUUCAAGCUUCAAGGUCUUCAGCAACUCAUUCUUUCUUCCAAUAACUUUAGUGGCACUUUAGAUCUAAGCAUCAUCCAGAAACUUGGAAAUCUUUUUACACUUGAUCUUUCUUUCAAUCACUUGUCGGUGGAGGAUGGUUUUGGUAACAUUGAUGUCACCAGUUUCCCUCAAAUACAGGAAUUAAGGUUGGUCUCCUGCAAGCUGAGGAAAUUUCCAAGUUUCUUGAGAAACCAAUCAGCUAUGUCAGUUUUAGACCUUUCAGACAAUCAAAUUGAAGGAGAAAUACCCGAAUGGAUUUGUGAUGUCCCAAGCAGGUAUCUCAAUCUAUCGCAUAAUUUGUUGACAAAAAUUGAUGGAUCUUGUGGCAGACGUCUUCUAAAUUUCCUGGAUCUCCACUCCAACUUGUUGCGAGGGGAUAUCACUAAUGUGACGCGAGCGAAAUUCAUAGAUUACUCAGAGAAUCAGCUCAACUCUGUUAUUCCUACUGACAUUGAUAGUUUUUUGGCCCGGAAUACUGUUAUAUUCUUGGCUUCGGGCAAUUACCUUCGUGGAGUCAUCUCGGAGUCGAUAUGCAAUAUGAGUUAUCUUCAAGUCCUUGAUUUGUCUCGUAAUUUUUUGAAUGGCACUGUGCCCUGGUGUUUGGUUAAUAUGACUCAGAGUGGCUUCCUUAGUGUAUUGAAUCUAAGGAGAAACAACUUGAUUGGUACUAUUCCUGAUACAUUUUCAGGUAACUGUGGACUACAAACUUUGAAUCUCAAUGAGAAUUCUCUACAAGGAAAGAUUCCCAAAUCCUUGGCCAAUUGUAAAAUGCUUGAAGUUCUAGAUAUCGGGAACAACAGGAUAAGUGAUAGCUUCCCAUGUUGGUUAAGUACCAUAUCCACUCUCCGGAUUCUUGUUUUGAGGUCCAACAAAUUCUAUGGAUCCAUUGAAUGUCCGAUGAGCAAUGCAACCAUGUCUCUACUUCAGAUUGUUGAUCUAGCUUCCAACAAGUUUAGUGGAAAGUUGCCAAAAAACUUCUUUGAAUCAUGGACAGGAAUCAUGGUCGCGAAAGAUGAAGCCCCAGCUAAAAUCAUUGGUCAAACAUAUUAUAAGGAUACGGUGACAGUCACCAUGAAAGGUUUAGAGAUAGACUUGGUGAAAAUCCUAACAAUAUUCACCUCCAUUGAUUUUUCAUGCAACAACUUUGAAGGGGAGAUACUUGAAGUGAUGGGAGAAUUCCAGGCACUCAUUGUCCUCAAUUUGUCACAUAAUUCUCUUGCGGGUCUUAUCCCUUCAUCUAUAGGAAACUUACAUUGUCUUGAGUCCUUAGACCUUUCUAGUAACAACUUGACAGGCAAUAUUCCCCAACAGCUGGGAGGCCUGAAUUUCCUUGCAGCCCUUAAUCUCUCACACAAUCAACUGGAAGGAAAAAUCCCAAAAGGAAAUCAACUUCAAACAUUUUCAGAAGAUUCUUUCGAAGAUAACAAGGGAUUGUGUGGGUUCCCAUUGAGAGAUUGUGAAGCUAAUAUGCAGCCACCGCCUCAAGGCAACAAUUCAAAUGAUGGAACCAAGAUUGAAUGGAAUCUCAUAAGUGCUGAAGUGGGAUUUGUUUUUGGCUUAGCCAUUGUCAUUUUACCACUUAUGUUCAUGAAGAGAUGGAGGAUAUGGUAUUACAAGCGUGUUGACAGAGUUCUUUUCAGGAUUUUUCCUCAGCUAGAUCAAAGAAGUAGAAAUCAUGGGCGAAGAGCUCUUAGGACACCCUGAAGGAGGAACUAGCAGGCUGGUGAUGAAAUGGGAACACUGCAUCCUGAUAUAGUUGUUCCCAAAAUAAGAGAUGCCUACAUCCAAUGUUCUUGUUUAGUAUUCAGUUAGCCUUUCAAACAACCUCUCUGGUAUGAGAUUGAUGAGAGGUUAAGCCCUGCAUUUAUAUGCAUGUAAUCUCUUCUUUUCUCAAUGCCAAUUUCUUUUUUGAUGGGUCUUUGGACCUUCGCUUGUUCUUAUAUUUGUUGUUUCCUUUACAUGAAACUUAUAAAUUGCAUUGCCAACU
Molecule: messenger RNA, 2756 nt
Organism: Rubroshorea leprosula
Lineage: Eukaryota; Viridiplantae; Streptophyta; Magnoliopsida; Malvales; Dipterocarpaceae
Source: the annotation of a GenBank genome assembly